AUGACUUCCAUAUUUAAGCCUCGGCGAAAUGUGGAAUUGCCUCAAGAUGUAGGCACCACACCCACCACGACUUCAUCAAAUGUUUUACCGGCAGUCUCAGUUAAUACUUCUGCAUCAGCAGUAGUAGCUACAAAGAAUAAAUUCUACUGUGUCUCGAAACUCCCCGGUAUACCAUCAAGCUUUGAACAAAGCCAUUCCUUCAUCAAUGCGUACUCGGACUCAGAGUCCAAUUACUCACUUGUGAUAGGCAAUGAUUCCAUAUACGUGUGGCCAUAUAGAUCAGCUGAUACCACACCAUUCUCAAUCCAUUUUCCGCUUGAUAAGUCGCGAUUCCAGUUACCAAUGGCAAUCUUGACAAGACCGUCAAGUGGUACUGGACAGGAUCCCGGUCUAGUCAUCUUGGAUUCUGUUAGUGGACUAGUGAAGUUCUAUGAAAGUGUACAACACGCGCCUACAUUAGGCUUAAUCAAUGACAAGUCAUUGGAAUUAACAGUCAAUCUAUACCGUGGAGAAUAUAUUACCAUGGCAGAAAAUGUCGAACCUGCUGGGAUAGUUGUUGCCACAUCACUACAAAGAUGCAUUGUGAUUUCAUUGAGAGACUUUAAAAGUAAACCCCAUCUUUCAACAUUGGAGAUACUAAAUCCUUCAAGCGGCAUCUUGGCCAAGUUUUUCAAACAUACUGAAAGCGAAAUUGUGGCAAUUAGAUCAGGCGAAAUAAAAGACCAUGGCACAGUACAGCAAAUCUUGAUUUUGGAUAGCGAGGGAACUUUUUACUCAGUGUGCUAUAAUUUGCUCUCUGCCAAUGCAGCACCAUAUGUCGACAAGAAAAACUCGUUUAAACAAAAUUUAUACACUGAUGUCACAUUGACUGGUCCCAGUACAUCUGCAAAGUAUUUGGAUGUGUGGCCAUUAAAAGAGUCAAACUAUUACUUGGUUCUCUGUCGCAUUGACGGAAAACUCUUACUUGCGACGUUUGGUGCAGAUCAUUCAGGAGUCUUAUUUUAUGGAUCACAUCAUUUGAAAAGUGCCGAAGAGGCGGAAAAGUCGGAAGCGUUGAAGAAUGGGAAAAAUGUCUCCAUUCCGAAAUUAUUUUUGCCAAAGCCAGGAAAGACCGCAUUUGUCAUAUCUGGAACGUCCAUAAUUAUGACCGAUAUCAAUAAUAUGUAUGUAGAGUCAAGACAAUCAUUUUCGUACCAUAGACCACGUUGGGAAGAUAUCGUUCAACUUCAACCAACAACCGCAAUCAUCGGGUACGGAUACGAGGAUCAAUCUAAUAUUACCAACCCAGCAAUCAUCUUGAUAACCAAGGAAUUCGGUGUUUUGAGAUGCGAAAGGUUUGCAAAGGAAACGACAGCAGAAGAAAUCAGUGAUCCUGUAGUGCUAGUCAAAUCUCACAUUGAACAAGCAGUUUUCUAUUCAGAGUCUAGUGAAAUCGAUUUUAGUUUGAGUCAUUAUCAAAGCUUUGAUGAAGAAACUAUCAAGCUUGCCGUCAACAAGAUUGUUGAUGAGGUGAUAAACUCAACAUCACCGUAUCUUCCCGCAACACUUCCUUCAACAACAGAUUUACUCGAACUUAAAGUAAAACUACUCAAAGUUCUCACCCUGUAUUGCGACAAGAAUUUUCCAACACUCAAUCUCAUUCCUCACAUUGAAGCAAAAUUGGAGAAAGCUAGCAGUUUAUUGAAUCUAUCAAAAUAUUUAAAUGCCAAUCCUAGUUACAAAGAAGAGUUUGAAAAAGCGACAAAGGAUAACAGGAAUGAGGGAAACACUCAAUUGACCUUGACACAAAAUAUUGACGAUGCAGGCUUUAUACUUGCAAAGUUUUUCAAGGUAUUGUUCAAAGACAAUUAUUCCCUCGCGGCAGUGAUUGUUGCAACUUUGUACAACGGGGUGUAUUCAGCCCACCAGUCAAAUGAAGGUAACAAUGCAAUUACAAGUGUAAGUACGUCAUCAUGGCUAUACGAAAAAUCCAGUCUCCUUCAAGAUACUGAGCAAUAUUUUAUUCACGAAUUUGCUGAUGGUAAAAGUCAAGAAAGACAAAAUGCUUGCUACAUUGUGCAAAUGCUUUACCACUUUACUACUAGUCGUGUAAUAUACUUGAAAGAUACUGGAGACUUGGAGAAGACGGAAACAGUGCAAAACUGGUUUAAUCUGCGGAAACCUCACUGGAUGUCAGUCUUGUUAAAACUAGACUUGAAUGAGGAGGCAACCCAGAUCGCUGAACAAUAUCAUGAUUUUGAAGCACUUGCUCGCAUACUUGACUCAGCAAGAGAGUUUAAACUGGCACUGGUUGAGCAGCUCCCAUAUGCUCGAUAUUUCAAUCAGUACGGGUAUCCUUUUGCAGCCAGUGUAUAUUUGCACUAUAUUAAGGAGGAUAAGAUCCAGGACCUUCUUUUGCAAUUUACAAACUAUAAGAGUUUCUUGUACAGAUUUUUUGAUGAGAAUCCAAAGCAAACAGCAAGUAUUUCUUGGGUGAGAUAUUUGUUAGAUAACGAAUAUGCAAGGGCAUCAAAUGCACUUGAUACAGCAAUUGAUUCUCCCAACGAUCAAACAAUCGAUAAUCAACUUACACAACUAUCGGUUUUGAAGUUGCUGACAGUUUCAGCUAUAGCUGCAGGCUCAGCUGAAACUGUAAAUUCAAAUUUAUCGACCAUUAACAAAGAGAUAUUGAAGCUACAAACUCAAGUAUUCUUGAGAGAUGCAAUUGCAAACAACGGAUCAAUUGAAGCUAUAAGUGAGACAUAUUUCAUGAAUCAUUACGUCAGUGCAAGCGUCGACAAGGAAGCUGCAAGACUGGCCGUGGGCGGUACAAAUUUCGAAUUAUUCGUAAAGAAUAAGCCAUUGGCAAUCCCUACUAUUAUUGAUUUGUUAACAAUCAUUCUGCCCCAACUAUUGAAUAACCUUGGAUACUUGUAUGCCUUGAAGAUUACCAAAACAGUGAACGAUGAGAAAUUGAACGAAUAUCUCGUAUUGGUGACGUUGCUUAGAUUGCUAACCAUAGCAGUGGAUAGUAAAAAAAUCACCCAUCAGAAGGGGAAGAACCUGGAGGAAGCAUUUAAGAGACAAGUACAGGAAAGUAUACUAUACAAAACACUUGAAUCGCAUCCCGAUACCAUCCCAUAUCUUGAUAAACUUUUGAACAAUUUGCUGUUGGCCAAAGAGUAUAAUGAUCAAUAUAGUUCAAAAACGUUGAAUGAUGAAUUGCUUGAGGAGUUGAAGCGAUUGCUUAAAAAUAAAGGUUUCAAACAAUGGGUUGAGGUUACUAAAGAGCAAGCUAAGAUCACCAUUAUGGAAUUUGCACAUUAA
Messenger RNA from Lodderomyces elongisporus, 3306 nucleotides. RefSeq lists its product as uncharacterized. The coding region runs from base 1 to 3306 and encodes 1101 amino acids. The transcript has a single exon. Gene Ontology annotation, biological process: transcription-dependent tethering of RNA polymerase II gene DNA at nuclear periphery; poly(A)+ mRNA export from nucleus; protein import into nucleus. Lineage: Eukaryota; Fungi; Ascomycota; Pichiomycetes; Serinales; Debaryomycetaceae. The record is from RefSeq and is a predicted model, not a curated record. Gene Ontology annotation, molecular function: protein binding; structural constituent of nuclear pore. Gene Ontology annotation, cellular component: nuclear pore outer ring.